Mustela erminea (ermine) is the source of this 2120-nucleotide messenger RNA. It is a transcript of the gene FKBP1A, whose product is annotated as FKBP prolyl isomerase 1A. The coding region runs from base 542 to 958 and encodes 138 amino acids. NCBI's taxonomy places the organism in Eukaryota, Metazoa, Chordata, Mammalia, Carnivora, Mustelidae. The transcript has 4 exons. Gene Ontology annotation, molecular function: peptidyl-prolyl cis-trans isomerase activity. The record is from RefSeq and is a predicted model, not a curated record.
UGUGCUUUUAGCUAGAGGCCCCUCAAGUUUUCACAUUUUUUUGCUCACUGAUUAGUCAUUUAAAGGUGCUGAAAGUGAAAACUGUCACCCUGGGAUUACCCCUCCGAUUCUUCCUACCACACGGAAGAGGUCUAAAUAUGGAAACCUCAUGCUGUCCUGCUGGUUCUUAUAAGUCGUGCAGGCAAAGCCUGUCUCGAAGUGGGCACGAGUGCUGCCAGCACGGCGGGGGCUGGGGUUGAGGUGACUGCUACAGGGAUGCAGGACUCUGAGGCCCGCUCUCUAGCCUCAAGCUGUGUUCAGUCAGGAGAGACAAAAAAGCCAUUUUCAAAAUGGAGAAUACAGAGCCGUCCCAGGCAGUCUGUGGGUCGUGAGGCCUAGGUUUGCGUGUAGUCAGAAAUGAAAUCCAUCAGUGCCGCCGACAGAGGGCCACGCUGGUGAUGGGUUUUGCUAAGAGCGGCCUCCAGAGCUUGGAGUGUCAGCUGUCGUGUCUGAACUGUAACCUCAGUUGCCUUCUCUCAUCAGAGCGUGCUUUCUCGAGGAAAUGAUGGCACUAGCUUGGCAGGUGGUUUUGCUGUUCAAGGGCUCCAGGUCUUGGCACAGAUGUCUGGAGUUGAAGUGGGAGCCGCGGCUGAGACUUGACGGGCCACCUGCUUCGCUUGCUCCCUCCCUUUACAGAGGAAGCACCUCACCGCCCACUACCGGGUUGGCUGCAGGAGGGAUGCUUGAAGAUGGAAAGAAAUUUGAUUCCUCCCGGGACAGAAACAAGCCCUUUAAGUUUAUGCUAGGCAAGCAGGAGGUGAUCCGAGGCUGGGAAGAAGGGGUUGCCCAGAUGAGUGUGGGUCAGAGAGCCAAACUGACCAUCUCCCCAGACUACGCCUACGGUGCUACUGGGCACCCAGGCAUCAUCCCGCCAAAUGCCACUCUCGUCUUUGACGUGGAGCUUCUGAAACUGGAAUGACAGGAAUGGCCUCCUCCAUGAGCUCCCCAUUCUUGGAUGUGCCGCAGAGGGAUGUGGCGCCCUCAGACGUGCGUGCAUACGCGAACCCGGACGGAGCUUUUCCUGAUGUUCCACUACACUCUUUGUCUAAACAUCGACCCCGACUGAAUGUGUUCUGUCACCCGGCUUUGCUCUUUCCCUUUUUCCUCGUAUGUGUGUUGACCUAAACUAUAUGCCAUAAACCUCAAGUUACUCAUUUUAUUUCAUUUUGUUUUGGGGUGAAGGUUCAGUUUCAAUCUUUUGGAUCUAGGUUUCCACUUAAGUAUUAGUCAAGUAUUAACAGCACAAGUAAUGAGUUAACUUUAGAAUAGGAAUUGGUGUCGGGGUGGGGGGGGAAUGCAAGAAUCUUUAUUUUAUUUUAUUUUUUUUUUUGGAUGAAAUUGUUAUCUAUUAUAUAUUAAACAUUCUUGCUGCUGCGCUGCAAAGCCAUAGCAGAUUUGAGGCGCUGUCGAGGGCCGAAUUACUCUCCCAGUUGAGAGAUGUCCUUGGGUUGUAUUAAAAGCCCGACCUAAAACAAGUGGUGGCCGGGGGGAGAGCUUUUGCCUCCACUGCCCUGCCCCAACCUCCCCUUAAACCCUCUGCCUUUUGAAAGCAAAUCGUUCUCACUGCGAUGUUGGACACUACAGGUAUCUGUCCCCAGGCCAGCAGGGACCUCCGAAGCCUUCUCCGUGGCCUGGCUUUUAUUUUAUUUUAUUUUUUUCUCUCCCCAUCCUGUGGUUUUUCUAAAGGAUAUUCAGGACUUUUGUAAUCUCAUAGCUGUCCAAGCUCCACUUCCCAAAUUUUAAGAACUUUAAUCGAAAGUUUAAAUUGAAGGUGCUGUUUGUAGACACUUAACACCCGAUGAAAGCCCAGCCGUCAUGACAAACCCUUGAGUGUUGUCUUGAGAAAAUGAUGCUGGUCAUCACAGCUUCAGCAUCUUCCGGUUUUUGAUGUUCGGCUCCCCCUGCUGAUAAUCAGAGUUUCCUGGCUUCCUCUCCUCCCCCUCUCACCCCUUUGCUGUCCUGUGUAGUGAUUUGGUGAGAGAAAUUAUUGCUGCCUACCCCCCCACCUCCACCUCCCCGCACUACGUAUGAGUUUCAAGUUUUAUUAUUGCAAUAAAAGUGCUUUAUGCUGGCUUUUCUCA